Molecule: messenger RNA, 1120 nt
Organism: Epinephelus moara (kelp grouper)
Lineage: Eukaryota; Metazoa; Chordata; Actinopteri; Perciformes; Serranidae
Gene: srrd
Product: SRR1 domain containing
Exons: 6
Coding region: 130-1035 (301 amino acids)
Biological process (GO): microtubule-based process
Cellular component (GO): nucleus; cytoplasm
Source: RefSeq, a predicted model, not a curated record
CUCAAAAUAUUCCCAUUUGCUUCACACCGCUGAGUGACCGACUCCAGCCAGCACUUAACUUACAAUGCAGUAAAUGUUUGUAUCCCAUGUCCGUGUAUGUGAACGUGGGGCACCGGUAAUUUAGCGUACAUGUCUGACACCGGGGAGGAGUGGCAGGUUGCCCGGCGACGAAAAGGCGCAGCGCGGAAAUCAAAAUCUCCUCAGGUGCCUUUGAAUUCAACAUGCUGCCAGGAUCAGCUGGACAUCGCGAAAACUAUUAAACGAAUCAGAGACACAGUGUCUGAGCUAAGAUGCGAGGAGUUUUGGCAAAAGUGGAAAAGCCUCUUGUUUGCAGAUCAGCUGCUGGUGGCAGGAUCAGCAUCCUUCUCAAAAGCUCCAGAGAACCAAACCACAGAGGACCCCACUGACCAGCUGGGGAGCAACAGAGAUGGCAGACUGUGUCAGCAGCUGGUGUGUGUGUGUUAUGGCCUUGGCUCCUUCUCCUCCUGUGUCUCCGCUCGUUACCAGCUUGCAAUGUUGCUGCUGCUGCUGGAUGCAGGACAGAUCUCACUGGAGGACUGCUCUGUUUACGACCCGGCAUUCUCCUCUGGAGAGAGGGAUGUCUUGAGAGAGCUGGGUCUGAAUGUACUCACAGAAAAUGAGGAGGGGAAGCAUCUGGUGACUAAGCCCACACUCUUUUACCUGAUGCAUUGUGGGAAGGCCCUGUACAACAACCUCCUAUGGAAGAACUGGAGUACACAAUGUCUACCUCAGAUGAUAAUCAUUGGAAACAGCUUUAAUGGCAUAAGGGACAGAACAAUCGAGAGAGAGUUCCAGCGGGACUACGGCUACAUCGCUCAGGCUGUGCCUGCGUGUGAGGAGAGACAGCUGCCGUGUCCGUCCCGUCUGAUUGAUGUCUUCAGUGACACGGCAGUUAUCACCUUUCCAACCAGCAGCCUUAACAGACUCCCACAAUCCAUGUGGGCAGAGCCACCUGAACCACAGUACCAACACUGCCCUGAUUUGGAGAUUAUUCUGAGGGAAACACGGAGCUGAGGCAGGAGAUCAACAAGAAAUGACAUGCUGUAUGUUUUUUUUAUAGGCAGUUUUUUAAUAAAUGAAUCAUGCUUUAAACUGAGAA